This is a messenger RNA of Effrenium voratum, 1164 nucleotides long. The record is from the annotation of a GenBank genome assembly. NCBI's taxonomy places the organism in Eukaryota, Dinophyceae, Suessiales, Symbiodiniaceae.
AUGUAUCGCCGUGCCUUCCGUGGCUUCCAGCAGGCCCGCGCUGUGGCCACGCGCGUGACGCAGGAGCGCCGCGCGCCCUUGGCGCCCCUGGCGCUGGUGGCAGGUGCUGGGGCCUCGGCUUUGUGGCUCAGCCAGGAGCGGCAGAAAGCCAGCCACUGCGGCUUCUUCAGCCCCAGCAAGGGCAACUUCAAGGUCUGCGUCUGCGGAGGUUCCGGUGGCAUCGGCCAGCCCUUGUCGCUGCUCAUGGCGCUGGACGACAACGUGGGGGAGCUUUCCGUCUAUGACCUGAACAUCGCCAUGGUGCCCCCGGCCGGCGUGGCAGCGGACCUGGGGCAUCUGGAGAGCAAGGUGCAGGUCCGGGGCUACGCGAAGGGACUGGAGGAGAAGGCCGUCGACGCGCUUGGGGACUGCCUGCAGGGCUGCGACCUGGUGCUGGUACCCGCAGGUAUGCCCCGGAAGCCCGGCCAGACCAGGGACGACCUCUUCAAGAUCAAUGCAAACAUCGCCAAGGAGGUGGUGGAGGCCUGCGCCAAGUACUGCCCCAACGCGGUGGUGGCGCUGAUCGUGAACCCCGUGAACUCGGUGGUGCCCGCCAUGGCGGAGCUCUACAAGAAGAAGGGCCUCGAUCCCAAGAAGAUUGUGGGGGUCACGACGCUGGACGGUGUGCGGGCCAACAAGUUCGUGGCGGAGAUUGCCAAGGAGCACCCGAACAACGUCAAUGUGCCCGUCAUCGGUGGCCACGCGGGCGUCACCAUUUUGCCGCUCUUCUCCCAGGACAAGCACGCGGCCAAGAUCCCGCAGGCGGAGAUCCCGGCCCUGGACAAGCACGUGCAGGAUGCAGGCACUGACGUGGUGAAUGCCAAGAAUGGCAAGGGCAGCGCCACGUUGUCCAUGGCCUACGCGGGGGCGCGCCUGGGCAAGGCGGUGCUGGCGGGCCUUGCGGGCACACCCACCACGGAGUGCGCCUAUGUGGCUUCGGAUGUUGAGAAGGACUUCCCUUACUUUACCAGCAAGGUGACUUUUGGCAAGACUGGGGUGGAGAAGGUGCAUGGCAUUGGAAGCCUCAGCCCUUACGAGGCGAAGCGUUUGGAGGAGGCCAAGGCAGCACUGAAGAAGGAGAUCCAGUCCGGCCUGGACUACGCGGCAGCCAACAGCCUGGCAUAG